Protopolystoma xenopodis is the source of this 612-nucleotide messenger RNA. The record is from the annotation of a GenBank genome assembly. Lineage: Eukaryota; Metazoa; Platyhelminthes; Monogenea; Polystomatidea; Polystomatidae.
AUGAUUUUUCCUGGGCCCCCAGAGAACGUUAACCUCGACGCAAACUUUGAUCCUCCGCUUCUGAAUUGGGCCAGCCCUUUAGUUCAGGGAUCCGGACCAAUCACUUUCUAUCAGGCAAAUGCCUCGUCAAGAAAUCACACCAUCUUCUAUAACUCCAUAGCUCCUCCAUUGUCCAUGGUAGGCCUACGGCCAUGCAACUCAUACGAAAUUUCCCUGCAAGCAAUCAACAAUGAAGGUGGUGGACUCCCUUUUACAAUGCAGCUCAACACUUCUGUCAAAGCCGCUAGCCAGCCCAGAUACUUUUUGAUCUCAAACGUUGCAGGGACCUCAAGUCAAGAAAUCCGCUGGAGGUACCCAAACUUCACAGCAAUUCCCUGCUCCUCUGAAUACGAAGUGCAGUAUCGCGAAGUUAGCGCUUCUGUAGCUACUACUGUGGUAUACAAUGCGUCUAUGAUCGCGUACAAAAUAGAAAAUUUGAGGCCACAGACUGUGUACGUCUAUCGAAUCCGAAGUGUAACAAAUCCAGGAGGACUCUCCAGUGGAUUCACGCCUUGGCGCAAGCGAAGAACUGGACCCGGAGGUGAGACGAAUAUAGUAUUUACUAAACCAUAA